Molecule: messenger RNA, 4325 nt
Organism: Rhea pennata
Lineage: Eukaryota; Metazoa; Chordata; Aves; Rheiformes; Rheidae
Gene: ZNF628
Product: zinc finger protein 628
Exons: 2
Coding region: 87-3419 (1110 amino acids)
Source: RefSeq, a predicted model, not a curated record
GAGGCCGCAGCGGCCCCUCCCCCGCCACGGGAAGGCCCGGGGCGCCGGCGGCCGCGGGGGGCCCGUCCCCGCCCAGGGCCCUCGCCAUGGUGGGAGCCCAGCAGCUGGAGCUGGCCGAGAUGCAGCCUGGCCCGGCAGCGGCAGCGAGCAGCAGCGAGCACCAGUACGAGUGUCUGGAGUGCGGCAAGGUCUUCAAAUGGUCAUCGCGCCUUAUCCACCACCAGCGCACGCACACAGGUGAGCGGCCCUACAAGUGCUCUGAAUGCCCCAAGGCCUUCAAAGGCUCUUCGGCCCUGCUCUACCACCAACGCAGCCACACGGGUGAGCGGCCCUACAAGUGCUCCGAGUGCGGCAAGGCCUUCAAGCGCUCCUCACUGCUGCAGAUCCACCAGAGCGUCCACACAGGGCUGCGGGCUUUCAAGUGCGCACUCUGUGGCAUGGCCUUUAAGUGGUCCUCACACUACCAGUACCACGUGCGCCAGCACACGGGCGAGCGGCCCUACAAGUGCACGGCCUGCGACAAGGCCUUCAAGAACUCCUCCAGUCUCCGCCGCCACCGCCACAUCCACACAGGUGAGCGGCCCUACGUCUGCACGGCCUGUGGCAAGGCUUUCACUCAGUCCACCAACCUGCGGCAGCACCAGCGCAUCCACACUGGAGAGCGGCCCUAUGCCUGUGCCCAAUGUGGCAAGACCUUCACCCACUCCUCCAACCUGCUCCUUCACCAGCGCACCCACGCUGGCUCCCGGGCGCACAAAUGCCCUGCUUGUGCCAAGGCAUUCGUCUCGGAUGUCUACCUGCAGAAACACCUGCAGACCCAUGCUGCUCGCCCACCCAGCAAUCCCUUGGCCCCACCGCCACUCUUUCUGGCGCCUGCCGAGACUGUGGAGACUGUGGAGAUGCUCUGGAAGUGUGGUGACUGCGAGCUGACCUUCAAGAGUGAGGAGCUGUUGCUUGGCCACCAACAGAGCCAUUUGGAGGUAGGGAUGCCCGGGCCAGGCCCUGGUGGUGGUGAGGCACCGACGGCCACGCACAACUGCCCCACAUGCGGCAAAGUCUUCAAAAAUGGCUCUGGGCUGGCACGGCAUCAGCAUAGCCACACUAGCGAGCGACCCUUCAAGUGCUCGGUGUGUGAGAAGACCUUUGUGCAGCUGGCCAGCCUGCUGGGCCACCAGCGCAGCCACCCCGCUGAGCAGCAGCUCAUCCAGGCUGAGGCCGAGGUGACGUGUUCCCAAACAGCACCUGAGCCAGCCCCGGCCCUGGCCCCAGCCCCAGCUGAGCGCCCUUACCAGUGCACAGAGUGCGGCAAGGCCUUUAAGGGCUCCUCGGGGCUGCGCUACCACAUGCGGGACCACACAGGCGAGCGGCCCUACAAGUGCUCCGAGUGCGGCAAGGCUUUCAAGCGCUCCUCACUGCUCUCCAUCCACCAGCGGGUUCACACGGGGCUGCGAGCUUUCAAGUGUGCUGAGUGUGGCCUCACCUUCAAGUGGUCCUCGCACUACCAGUACCACCUGCGGCUGCACACGGGUGAGCGCCCCUAUGCCUGCCCAGACUGCCCCAAGGCCUUCAAAAACACCUCCUGCCUCCGUCGGCACCGGCAGCUGCACACGGGUGAGCGCCCCUAUGCCUGCCUGGUGUGCGGCAAGGCCUUCACCCAGACCUCCAACCUGCGGCAGCACCAGCGCACCCAUACCGGCGAGCGCCCCUAUGCCUGCGCCCAGUGCGGCAAGACCUUCACCCACUCCUCCAACCUCCAGCUCCACCAGCGCACUCACUCCAGCGCCCGGCCCUUCCAGUGCCCCAUCUGCUCCAAGGCCUUUGUCAUGGCUUCCUACCUGCAGCGUCACCUCCGCACCCACGCCGUUGGCCCCAAGCCACCUGCUGCCCCCAAGGCACCACCCACACGGGACGGGCCCCCAGUGCUCAGCCUGGAGGUGGGCAGCCCUCCUGCUGCCCCCAACGCCCAGACCUUCCUGCUGGUGCAGACAGCGCAGGGCUUGCAGCUCAUACCCAGCAUCCCCCACCCACCACAGAAGCUCAUCCUCCUCCCCGCGCCGCAACCCAAGGCCACGGGCCCUGCCUUCAACCUGCUGCCCACUCCACCUGGCAAAGCUGCCCCACGCCAGCAGGAGAAGAGUCCAAAAGUGGUGGCACCCACCAACCCACCACCAGUGGCUGGACAGAGCAUCCUGCUGGUGCCCAGCACAGGACAAGCCCUGCCCAGCAUGCAGAUCCAGGCGUUGGCAGGUGCACAGCGGGCGCCAGGCCUAGCACCCGGAGCCAGCGUCAUUGUGCUGCAAAAUGUCCCCGAGCAGCCCCCGUCAGAGGUGAGCACUCUGCGGGUACAGGCUCUGCCGCCACCACCACCAGAGGUGGCCAGUGUCCAGCUGCAAGCCCUGCCGCAGCCCACAGAGGUGACCAGUGUCCAGCUCCAGGCCACUGAAGUGACAAAUGUGCAGCUUCAAGCUGCCAAAGUGACAAACGUCCAGCUGCAAGCCCUGCCGCAGCCCUCCGAGGUGACCAACAUCCAGCUGCAAGCCCUGCCGCAGCCCUCCGAAGUGACCAGUGUCCAGCUUCAGGCCGCGGAGGUGGCCAAUGUGCAGCUCCAGGCCACCGAGGUGACAAAUGUCCAGCUGCAAGACCUGCCACAGUCCUCCGAGGUGCCCAACAUCCAGCUCCAAGCCCUGCCUCAUCCUCCAGAGAUGACAAAUGUCCAGCUCCAAACCUUGCCGCAGCCCUCAGAGGUGACCAAUGUCCAGCUCCGAGCCUUGCCACAGCCACCGGAGGUGACCAGUGUGCAGCUCCAGACACCUGAGGUGACGAAUGUCCAGCUCCAAACCCCUGAGGGCACCCGAGUGCAGCUCCAACCUGUGCCCCAACCCUCUGAGCCUGUGACAGGGCCAAGCCUGCCAGGUGGCCCCGAGCUACAGAGUGCCACAGGGCUUCCUGAAGGACAGGAUGUGAUCGUGGUGCAGAGCAGUCAGGGUGAGGAGCUGCUGGGGCCGGAGCCGGAGGUGGGCGGCUUGGCCGGGGUGCAGGAUGUGCACCUGGAGAUGCUGCAGACAGCUGAGGGGCUGCAGAACGUGCUGGUGCUGCGCAGUGCCGAUGGUGAGCAGACGCGGCUCUGCGUGCAGGAGGUAGAAAACCUGCCGGAGCUGCCACCAGACGAGGCCCAGGGUGGGCAGAAACUCUUCAUCAUCCGCGGUGAGCCCACCUUGCAAGUGCUGGAGAACGUGCCAGGGACUGGCGGCCAGCUCUCCGUGCAGGCGCGGGGAACGCCUGCCAGCACUGGGGCAACGCCAGGGCCCACCGGUGGCCCCACUGUGGUGCAGCUUCUGCCCGGCCCCCCAGCCCCGGACCUGCCCACCAUCCAGAUUGUACAGACAGUGCCCAGCGUCCAGCUGGUUCACACCUUCUGAGUGGGGUCCGACCCCGGGGCAGGACGCCGGGGUCCUCUCCACAGCCAACCCUGGGCUCUGGGGUGCGGGAGCCACAUGGGGCUCAGCACCAGGACUCCUACGUCCCUUUGCUGCUGGGGUGCAGGAGCUGUAAUGAGCUCAGCACCAGGACUCUUGGGUCCACUCAGCGCUAGAGUGCAGGAUCCAUGGGCGGCUCAGCACCGGCCAGAAUAUGGGAGUCACUGGAGCUUAGCACAGGGCUUCUGGGUCCUUUGGGUGCUGGAGUGUGAGAGCCAUGAUGAGCUCAGCCCCAGGACUCAGCUCCAGGAGUAGGUGCUCCAAGUGGAACCGAGCAUCAGGACUCCUGGGUCCUCCUUUCCAUUGGGGGUGUGUGACGCAGGGAGGUCUGGCCUCCAGGAUACCUGGGUCCUCUUGCAAAGGCUCUGUGAUCCCUGGAGGGUCCUGGCUGCAGGACACCUGGGUCUCCCCUGCACUGGGCUCCCCCUUCCCUAGGAGUUCCUGGCUGCAGGAUGCCCGGUCCCCCCUGCACUGGGAGGUCUGGGCUGCAGGAUGCCGGGUCCCCCCUGCAGUGGGGUCCCCCUGCGCUGGGAGGUCCUGGCUGUAGGAUGCUCGGGUCCCUCCUGCCCUGGGGUAUGCCCUGGGAGGUCCUGGCUGCAGGACACCUGGGUCCCCCCCCCCCGCAAUGGAGUCUCCCUGCACUGGGAGGUCCCGGCUGCAGGAUGCCUGGGUCCCCCCGCAGUGAGGCAAAGACCUGUGUGGGGAGGGCUGUGUCCCCCCUGCACGGGGGCCGGGACCCGCGGGCGGGGCGGGGGGCUCGGCCCAGGACGCUUGGGGCUCCCGGAGAUCUGGGUCCUCCCGGAGACCUGGGUUCUCCCGGCGCGGCUCAAUAAACGCUGCUGUCCCGGC